AUGGAAUCCCAAGAGAAAAUUGGUGAUAUUGGAAGCUUCCAUGAAGAUGUUGAUAUGGAUGAUCCAGGAAAUUGGAAGAAAACUGAACAGAGAAUGAGAGAUUAUUUGGUUGAGAAAGGUCCACCUACAAGACCUUCAGUUGAUUAUCUUUUUCCAAGAGAUGAUAUUGAAAGAUGUUUCCCUUAUUCAUGUUAUACAAGAAGGAUGAGCAAUGGAGAGAAACAAGACAUGAGAUGGCUGAAAAAGAGUGAAACUCUUGAUAAGAAUUUGGAGGAGGUAAUUAACAAGGAGAAGAAACAUUGGAGAGAUGUGAUGUUGAAGAUAAUCGCAGUGGUAAAGACUCUAGCAAAAAGAAAUUUAGCAUUUCGUGGAGACGACGAAAAGGUUAGUGAUCCAAACAGUGGAAACUUCUUGGCUUUUAUUAAGAUGAUUGGAGGCUUUGAAGAAGUAAUGAAGGAGCACAUUCGACAGGUUGACAAAGGUGAAACUCAGUAUUAUUAUCUUAGUCACAAGAUUCAAAAUGAGUUGAUAGAAUUACUUGCUAAUGAGAUUAGGAUGUUGCAAAGAGCAGGUGACUUUUUUUAA
Molecule: messenger RNA, 585 nt
Organism: Raphanus sativus (radish)
Lineage: Eukaryota; Viridiplantae; Streptophyta; Magnoliopsida; Brassicales; Brassicaceae
Exons: 3
Coding region: 1-585 (194 amino acids)
Source: RefSeq, a predicted model, not a curated record